Messenger RNA from Sander lucioperca (pikeperch), 3561 nucleotides. RefSeq names its product sorting nexin-4-like. The record is from RefSeq and is a predicted model, not a curated record. The transcript is spliced from 14 exons. Gene Ontology annotation, molecular function: phosphatidylinositol binding. Bases 93 to 1409 code for a protein of 438 amino acids. NCBI's taxonomy places the organism in Eukaryota, Metazoa, Chordata, Actinopteri, Perciformes, Percidae. Gene Ontology annotation, biological process: protein transport.
ACUGAUCAGUGGCCUCAGACUGAAACGCGCAUGCGCACAACAGCGGGAACCCUCUCUGCCAGCUCAGCUGACAACAGCAGCUCCUCGGCCAGAUGAUGAUGGCAGACUCUGGAAGUAACGAAGAAGUAGCUGUGAUCGUUAACACCGACAUCACUUCAACAGAAUCCGAGAACAACCUUAUAAACACGAUGGUGGAAAGAGGGACAGCUCUGUUGAGAAAAAUGGAGAUAAACGUGGCAGAGGCAGAGAAAAGAACAGGAAAGAAUACGGUUAACAUGCAGGAAACCUAUACAGUCUACCUCAUAGAAAUACGGCCAGCUGAAACUGUUCCAGAGGGGGGUACGCCUGCCACACCUGACACUUUGUGGAGACGCUACAGUGAGUUUGAGUUGCUGAGAACAUACCUCCUGGUCACCUACCCCUACAUCAUCAUUCCUCCACUACCUGAGAAAAGGGCAGAGUUUGUGUGGCACAAGCUAGCAGCAGACAACCUCGACCCAGACUUUGUUGAGCGACGAAGAGUCGGCCUGGAAAACUUCCUGCUGCGUGUUGCAUCGCAUCCUGUCCUUUCCAAUGACAAAAUCUUCUUCCUCUUUCUGACUGAGGAGAAAGGAUGGAGGGAGGCGGUUUUAGAGACAGGCUUCCAAGACAAGGUUGACUCCAGACUAAAGUCUCUGAGUGCCAUGUUCAGAGUCAAAAACCCUGACAAGCGAUUCACAGCACUGAAACACUACAGUGAUGAACUGAACACUGUCAUCUCUCAGUUACUGAGGGUGCGAGUGAAAGUAGCAGACAGGCUGUAUGGAGUUUACAAGGUCCAUGGUAACUACGGCAGAGUCUUUAGUGAGUGGAGUGCUAUUGAAAAAGAGAUGGGAGACGGACUACAGAGUGCUGGCCACCACAUGGACACGUAUGCUGCAUCAAUAGAUGACAUUCUGGAGGAAGAAGAGCACUAUGCAGACCAACUGAAAGAAUACCUUUUCUACACUGACGCGGUCAGGUCAGUAUGUAGGAAACAUGAGUUGAUCCAGUAUGAAUUGGAGAUAGUAGCUCAGGACCUCGUCCAUAAGAAACAACAGAAAGAAGAGCUGGCUACUGGGACAGUACGUAUCUUUUCUCUGAAGGGGAUGACCAGUAAACUAUUCGGCCAAGAGAGCCAGGAGCAAAGGGAGAGCAGGUUGGCAGCCCUGGAGCAGAGUAUCCAGGAGGGAGAGGAAACGCUCAAAGAGAAAAACACAGAGUGCCACGAGUUUGUGCAAACAGCCUGGGAAGACAUUGAACGUUUUAAGGAGCAGAAGGACAAAGAUUUGCGUGAAGCACUAAUCAGCUAUGCCAUUAUGCAGAUCAGCAUGUGUAAGAAGGGAAUCCAGGUGUGGUCCAACGCCAAGGAGUGUUUCAACAAAAUGUGAGCCACUUUCCAGCCAAUCACUCUCUUGCACCAAAACAAUAGCCAAUCAGAUUGUUCAGAGUGGGAUCAUCAGCCAAUCGUGUAACUGCAGUCUUACGGAGAUGGACCACGGGAGCCCAAAUACUGCCUUCACUUUGUUUGCUACGUUGAAUGAUUCUGUUUCUUUUUCCUCUCUUUCUCCCUCAUGCACACACAUUUAUUUAGAAAGAGUUUCCAAGCCAGUCAUUUGGUGGAUCCAUGUCUUUUUUUUAAAUCCAAGUGUCUUAACGGUACCAUUCUCUUGGCUUUCUGCUGAUGUAGCUUUCAUACUUUUUGUACCUUUUCCUCCUUUGUUGCACAGCUGACGGUAUGUCCAAGAGGAAAAUACUGCACUAAUAAUGCAUGAUAGUUGCACAUUGGGAAUGGCUGUGCAGUGUAUUGUGGUUGUUACACUUCUUUUGAGUUAUCUCUCACCCUGAAAAAUGUACAUUAGUUAUGAGAAGCUGUGCAUUUCAGUCAGUGGUUCAUUUGACUCUUUUUAGAGUUUCCUGCCUUAGAGAAGUUGAAACAAACUGUGUGUUGUGCCUUUCCGAUGUUUUACUUUUAGAGAUUGUACUCUUUCUGAUGACAGAGUGAAAACAAGUUCUACAGCAUCAAGUUUGUUUGGUCUGAUUUUGACCCUUUUAAACACAUUAUUUGUCACUGCACUAAAGCAUAAAACUUUUACUUGGAUAAUGAGCCUGUCGCCCAUGCUAAAGUCUGCAAAAAAAUGUCUCUCUGCAUAAGCAUCUAUAAACCAUGUUCCCAGGCCUCCCAAAUGUAGCAGAACUGCACAUUGAAAUAAAAGGGCCGACGUUAAGGAAUUAGUCUGGAAAUUGUUGCCAGGAAUUAUAUCCAGAAUGAGAAUACUUCUUCUCAGCUUCAAAAAGGAAGUGCAGUCUUUUGAAAUUCUAGUUAUUAAAAAUGUCGGGCGGAGAUCAUUCAGAAACAAGAAAUUAGAUUGUAAGGCUAGGGAACAUAGACCAAGCUUUAGGAAGUCACUACAAAUUCACUUCCUUUUCUUCUUUUCCUGAAAUACGUUUUUAUACACUUCAUGCUGACGUCAGUCUUUAUGCUGUUAUUGAUUGAUAGCCGACCAAAGUGCUUAUGACCAAGUACCAGUCUGUAUAGUACGGACCACAGGAGAGGGGUUGACAAGCUUGGGGUAGUUUUGGUUAUUGAUAUUGUUUUGUUUUUUGUCUUGUGCCAAAUCAAAGAGCCAUGAGUAAGAUACAGUCAUGAAGGCCUUACAGCGUUUUGGUUACAGUAGAGCCUCUUUUUCUUGAACUCAUUAAUGGAGUUUUUGAAGACUGAAACAUUGCACCCCCAAAAACUACCUGAUCUACCAAGUGCAACCAUAAGUGUUGUUAAAAGCAACACACUUACAGAUCAGUGGAGCCUUUUCUUUGCUGUCGAGUUUUAUAGCCUUAAAACGAACAUUGGUUUUGUACAACAGGGGAGGGACAAAAAAUUAGUUUGGCCCUCUUUGCCGACUGUCAAUGUGUCUCACCCCUUUUUCUGAUGUUAAGUUACUGCACUAACUAAUAGGCAUGAGUUCAAAGCAUGCCUUAGGUCAAUGUUUAUGAAAAAUACUGACCAAAUAGUGGAAACCUUUAACUACAGAUAUGUUGGAUCCUCAAAUUCUGGCUCCGUACUUAUGCUAUGUACAUACACAAUACAUGUGCUACUUUUGCUUCCUUAAUGAUAUCCACCUGAGGAGGAAGGAUUAGUACUACUAAUGGACAUGUAAAAGUUGUGCAGAGGUUACUUUCUGUCAGUUUACCCUACCCUUUCAGAAUAAACAAUCAAUUCACUCAAAUAAUCCCAAAUUGAGGCUUUAUGUAUGUUUUUAUAAUAAAUGUGUAAAAUGAGAGAUUGCUUUUAUGUUCAUGUAAUCAUUGUGCUAAGACUCUAAUAAACCUAUUUCUUUUUUUAAACUAUUUUCAGUGCGUUUUCAUAACAAAUAAUGUACAAAUGAGUCUAAGGUGAUACUGAAAGCUACGAUAUGUGACACUGCUGGUUUCACACAAUGUUUACAGAUUACUGAGCCAGGAUGCUUGAUGACUUUUCAUGUAUGGGACAUUUUGUUUUUCUUUGUGUCUAAAAGACUAAAUAAACUUAAAUGAGCACAUUCU